Molecule: messenger RNA, 576 nt
Organism: Clarias gariepinus (North African catfish)
Lineage: Eukaryota; Metazoa; Chordata; Actinopteri; Siluriformes; Clariidae
Product: protein SPO16 homolog
Exons: 6
Coding region: 40-570 (176 amino acids)
Biological process (GO): synaptonemal complex assembly; reciprocal meiotic recombination
Cellular component (GO): chromosome
Source: RefSeq, a predicted model, not a curated record
AGCGAAUAUUGUGUUGAAAAAGAAUAAUUAACAGAUUAAAUGGCGGAUAACGACACAGAGACUGUGUGGAAGACAACUGUUAUUGUCAGCUCUUCCCUUCAGAAUAAUGAGAUUUCAGUGCUGCUUUCAGCACAGCAGCACCUAGUUCGGUACUCAGACAGUAUUGAAGCCGGUACACUGGUCUUUCCUCUCUCAGGUGUGGCGUUCUUGCUGAUCAGCCCAGAUGAGUUUCCUGAAAAGGCUGAUCCUGAAGACAAUUUUUUUCAGAGGAUUGGAAAGUUCAUCCAAGUCCACAGAAACAGCUUUUUUUUGCUCCAGACAUCAACAUGUGGCACAAAAGAACUGGAGAUUGUGUCUGCAGUGCAGCACAGAUUCUUUGGCAGUAAUCUCAAAGUCUUACCAGUCAUUAGUAACAUGGAUGCUGUGACAGGAAUGCUGACCAUCGCUAAAGCCACCAGUAAGCCACAAGUGGACAGCGUGCGGGAGCGGAUGCAUUCAGCUCGAGCUCACAUCAUCCAAAAAAGCCUUAAAACUUUGUUGAAGAAAACAGACAUUUUUAAGGCUAUUUAAUUUUAA